Molecule: messenger RNA, 249 nt
Organism: Sparassis crispa
Lineage: Eukaryota; Fungi; Basidiomycota; Agaricomycetes; Polyporales; Sparassidaceae
Exons: 2
Coding region: 1-249 (82 amino acids)
Source: RefSeq, a predicted model, not a curated record
AUGAGGGCGAUCAAGGAGAGGUUAUGCGGGCAUGGGCGUGGUACAGCCGCUGCGGCAGGGGCGGAGACGGGGGGUAGAAUACUGCAGAACGGUUCUAUCGCUGUUUUCAUAGGUGCUCCGGUUCCACCACACUACGUGGCAGCAAAGACAGCUAUCGACUCCGAGGGCUUCACCAAGUCGCUCGUUGCAAGACUGGAUCCGGAGUGGGAUAUCAAGGUGGAGUCGCUCUGCAACGUCCUUAUAAUAUAG